CAAUCCAUCCAUUGAUAUAAAUACCCUGUCAUAUAGAGCUAACAUGCAUUGCCUUAAAAAGCACUACCAUGGAUAUCCACAGAACAAAGUGUGUGUUACAGAACAUUCUUGUAGUGACCACCAUUUUCAUGAGUUUGAUAUCUACUUUCUGUGCUGCUAGUGGAGUUGGGCAAUUGGAGACCAUGGUCGAGGAAGCCGAAGAUCAUUUGGCAUAUCCAAGCACAAGAAAUUGGAUUGAGGAGAUGAGUGGUAUGGAAGAUGAAGAAUGGGCAAUGGUGCAGAGGAAAGGGACCCAAUUUGUAGUAAAUGACCAGCCUUUCUAUGUGAAUGGAUUCAACACGUACUGGUUAAUGGUUUUUGCUGCUGAUCAGUCUACAAGAGGCAAGGUCACUGAUGUGUUCAAACAAGCAGCUUCAGUGGGACUAUCUGUUUGUAGGACUUGGGCUUUUAACGACGGCCAGUGGCGAGCUCUUCAGAAAUCUCCAGGAGUUUAUGAUGAAGAAGUUUUUAAGGCUAUGGAUUUUGUAAUAAGUGAAGCAAAGAAGUACAAGAUCAGACUCAUAUUGUCAUUGACUAACAACUGGGAAGCAUAUGGUGGAAAACCACAGUAUGUCAAAUGGGGAAAAGCAGCUGGCCUGAACUUGACAUCGGAUGACGACUUCUUCACUCAUCCAACACUCAAGAGCUACUACAAGGCCCAUGUAAAGACGGUGCUGAAUCGAGUGAAUACCAUCACCAACUUAACUUACAAGGAUGAUCCCACUGUUUUUGCUUGGGAACUGAUGAAUGAGCCUCGAUGCACUUCAGAUCCUUCCGGUGAUAAACUGCAGGAAUGGAUACAAGAAAUGGCAGUUUUCGUUAAGAGCGUGGAUCCGAAGCACCUUGUGGAGAUUGGUUUGGAAGGAUUUUAUGGCCCCUCAACACUUGACAAAGUUCAGUUCAAUCCAAACACAUAUGCUCAACAAGUUGGAACUGAUUUCAUAAGGAACCACCAGGUCUUGGGUGUUGAUUUUGCUUCUGUUCAUAUCUAUGCAGACUCUUGGAUUUCACAAUCAAUUUCUGAUGUUCAUCUCCAAUUCACCGAAUCAUGGAUUAAAGCUCACAUCGAUGAUGCUGAGAAGUAUCUUGGAAUGCCUGUCGUGUUUGCUGAGUUCGGUGUAUCUACAAAAGACCCUGGUUACAAUACCUCAUUUAGAGACGCUCUCAUCAACACAGUGUACAAGACCCUCUUGAACUCCACCAAGAAAGGAGGGAGUGGAGGUGGGAGUCUUUUGUGGCAGCUCUUUCCUGAUGGAACAGAUUACAUGGAUGAUGGCUAUGCAAUUGUUCUCUCGAAAGCUCCUUCGGCAUCAAACAUCAUAGCCCUUCACUCCACAAGACUUGCCCUCUUCAACUCCAGAUGUGCUUGGAGAUGCAAAUGGAGUUGCAGGAAGAAGAGUCCGCUAGAAUUUUUAUACGAAGAUGACCAGUAAUGUUAUGUGCCUUCCACUGUCACUUCCUUGCGUCCAUUUGUCCAAGUAUGAUAUGUAUAUUCAUCUGUAGAUGAAAAACCUGAAGAUUCACUCUGUUAAAUAAAAGCAAGAUUUGGACCA
Argentina anserina (silverweed cinquefoil) is the source of this 1592-nucleotide messenger RNA. RefSeq names its product mannan endo-1,4-beta-mannosidase 6. Gene Ontology annotation, molecular function: mannan endo-1,4-beta-mannosidase activity. Bases 69 to 1472 code for a protein of 467 amino acids. The transcript is spliced from 6 exons. NCBI's taxonomy places the organism in Eukaryota, Viridiplantae, Streptophyta, Magnoliopsida, Rosales, Rosaceae. The record is from RefSeq and is a predicted model, not a curated record.